Molecule: messenger RNA, 2454 nt
Organism: Penicillium nucicola
Lineage: Eukaryota; Fungi; Ascomycota; Eurotiomycetes; Eurotiales; Aspergillaceae
Product: protein kinase family protein
Exons: 2
Coding region: 44-2374 (776 amino acids)
Biological process (GO): protein phosphorylation
Molecular function (GO): protein kinase activity
Source: RefSeq, a predicted model, not a curated record
CCCAUAGUCAAGUCCAAUAUGGUGGCGGAAAGUGGACUGUGCAAUGUCAGAUCAAAUAAGGUCAAGGUUAAUCAUCGAAAAUCCUAUCGGGGAUGGCCUUAACGCCUUCCGUGCUACGUUCGCCGUGAUCUGUGAAGGUGCAGACUUGCGCUCACCAGAUGAGGCCAUCGAUCGGCUCAAGCGGGAGGAUAUGCAGGAUCUCGCUUCCAGCCUCCUGACAGCCCUUCAGAUCCUUCCCGCCGCUCGUCUUCUGCCGUCCAAUUCGGGAGGAAUUGUUCGAAGUGACCUACUUCGGCUUAUAUCCGCAGUCGCCUCUGAUGACUUCGACCAUGAAAGAAUCAAGCCUCUCCUCAAAUCAUCUCUUGUAGUUACAUCAACAGACGAACGGAUUUGGAAUUUGGUGGACGUUGCCGCAGCGGAAUCUACGCCACCCCCUCGAGCGAUUGCGUCCUCCCUCCAACAAACCCCUUCAUUUCAAAAGACAAGUAGUUUCGCAAACUCCUCUGAAUACCGCCAAGAUGUUGAUAGGGUCCUCAAGUCAGAGCUUGGGCCUCUGUAUGUAGGACUCCCGCAUUUCUACUCAACGUUUUUUGGAGGUGUCAGUGGCCUUCAAACAGCAUCCAAUGCCGUUUUUAAAAAAUGCACCGAAGGUAGCGAUGCGCUUUUCGCCGAUGGGUGGAAAGGAUGGCCAAAAGACGCAGAUCAGGAGCACGUGUUGAUUUGGUUUGCAGAUCUGAGCGAAAAGUUGGCAACAUUCUCAGCGGACCACAAUUCUGGGUCGACGCACCUCCGAAGGCCACUAUCACAACCCAACAAGCCCGUGCAGGGUUCCACGGCAGAGCGCAAGCUAGACAUCGGCUUUGUGAGUGACACUCACGCUGGGAAAGAUACCCGAUGUCAAUGGUCACAAAUUCUCGUGCCUGGAGAGCUUAAGAAGAAUCCGGCGGCUGACACCGCUUCCAAGGCAUGGCUUGACUUGGGAAGGUACGCCAGGGAAGUUCUUGCGUCACAAGAUACCCGUCGAUUUGUCCUGGGCUUUACUAUAUGCGGAUCCUUCAUGAGGACCUGGGCGUUUGACCGUCUCGGAGGAGUCGCAUCCGAACGCUUUGAUAUCAACAAAGAUGGUCAUCAGUUUGUUAAAACUAUUCUCGGUUUCCUAUGGAUGAGCGAGGAGGAAUUUGGAUUUGACCCCACGAUCAUUACAAAAGACGGCCAGCGAUUCAUCGAGAUAAAUCAGAACGAUCAGACUGAGCGUCUCGUUCUCGAUAAAUUGAUGAAGCGGGCACCUUGCAUUGCAGGUCGGUCAACAACAUGCUGGAAAGCGCAUCACGAAGCGGAUCCUAGAGUUCCGCUCGUUGUCAAAGACUCUUGGCAAUACACGGAGCGCGACGAAGAAGGUGAUCUUCUCCAAGAAGCUACCGAAAAAGGCGUGGUCAACGUUGCACGCUAUUAUCACCACGAGACGGUUUGCAUCCGUGAUAAGGCCGAUGAUGUCCUGGACAACGUUCGAGGCGGCUUGGACAUCAGGACCGCGAGCAACUAUCGACCAGAACAGUUGGUGCUCUCGACUGGCCCAACUGUGGCUGAUGCUACGCGAAAGGGCCGGAGCAGCGGUAGGUCCGGUGUGAAGCGCUCUUCUAGUCAUACAGGCGCCUCUCUGCCGCCUAAUAAGCGGUCCUGCUCGGCAUCUCCUAUUAAAGCAUCUAGUAAGCCACUGCCAAAUAGAGUUCAUCGGCGUGUCAUCCUGCGCGACUAUGGCAAACCUAUUUACAAGGCAAGCACACGCCCGGCCUUGCUUGCCGCGUUAGAGGGUUGCAUUACAGGGCAUCAGUCUUUGCACGAGGCAGGAAUCCUUCACCGAGAUAUCUCCAUUAACAAUCUCAUGAUCAACGAGGACAAAGAGAACCCUUCCUGGUCGGCGUUCUUGAUUGAUCUUGAUCUAGCCAUCAGAGAGCAGCGAGACGGUGUCUCGGGAGCAACGGGGAAGACCGGCACGAGAGCCUUUAUGGCAAUUGGCUCGCUUCUAGGCGAGAAGCAUUCUUUUAUGCAUGAUCUUGAAUCGUUCUUCUGGGUGAUCUUUUGGAUUUGCAUCCACUACGAGGGCCCGGGUAAAGGAAGAGUUGUUGGAAGGUUUGACAAGUGGAAUUUUGUGGAUACAGAAGAACUAGCUGGUAUGAAGAAGGGCGAGAUAUCCGAUGAUGCAGAUUUCGUGAGGUCCGCGAACGAGUACUUUACGGACUUCUACCGGCCACUAAUUCCAUGCGUCAACACUCUUCGGAAGGCAGUUUUCCCCAAUGGAAGAAGGUGGGCGAAGGCAGAUACAAGGUUGUAUGAUCAGAUGAAAGAGAUCCUGCGGGGCGCCCGACAGGAUUGAGGGUUGAGAACAGUCAGUUUCUGAUGAAGUCCAUCGCAGAGCCAUGGUGGCAUCACCAUAUAAUGCAAGCAUGUAUCUUG